AGUGUCCUGUUUGUGAUGGGGUUUUUUCCCCUUAGAAAAGAAAAGCCAUCUUCUUCCUUGGGAGAAAGAUGGAAAGAUACAGCAGAGACAGUGAUCAUCGGAGGUGGUUGUGUUGGUGUGAGUCUAGCCUACCAUCUGGCCAAGGCUGGCAUGAAAGACGUUGUUCUACUGGAGAAAUCUGAACUCACCGCUGGAUCUACUUGGCAUGCAGCUGGUUUAACAACUUAUUUUCAUCCUGGAAUAAAUCUAAAGAAAAUCCAUCACUACAGUAUCAAACUCUAUGAAACACUGGAAGAAGAGACUGAACAGGCUGUGGGCUUUCAUAAUCCAGGCAGCAUCAGAAUUGCUUCAACUCCUACUAGAGUUGAUGAGUUCAAAUAUCAAAUGACUCGUGCUGGCUGGCAUGCAACAGAACAGUAUAUUAUUGGGCCCGAGAAAGUACAAGAGCUGUGUCCUUUACUGAACAUGGAAAAGGUUUUAGCUGGCCUGUAUAACCCUGGAGAUGGUCAUAUUGAUCCCUAUUCUCUCACUAUGGCCUUGGCUGCAGGAGCUAGGAAAUAUGGUGCCUUGUUAAAUUACCCGGUUGAAGUGACUAAUCUAAACUCUAGAUCAGAUGGGACAUGGGAAGUUGAAACUCCAUUGGGAGUAAUUCGAGCAAACAGAAUAGUGAACACAGCAGGCUUCUGGGCUCGGGAAAUAGGCAAAAUGAUUGGACUUCAGCAUCCUCUGAUACCAGUUCAUCACCAGUAUGUUGUGACAUCAACUAUCCCUGAAGUGAAAGCUCUGAAAAGGGAACUGCCUGUGAUUCGUGACUUAGAAGGUUCAUAUUACCUAAGGCAGGAAAGGGAUGGGCUUUUAUUUGGACCAUAUGAAAGCCAGGAGAAAAUGAAAAUGCAGGAAUCAUGGGUAACAAAUGGAGUUCCACCAGGUUUUGGAAAGGAACUCUUUGAGUCCGAUUUAGACAGAAUAAUGGAACAUAUAGAGGCUGCAAUGGCAAUGGUUCCAGUCCUGAAACAAGCAGACAUCAUUAACACAGUUGCUGGGCCUAUCACCUAUUCUCCAGACAUUCUUCCUAUGGUGGGGCCACAUCAAGGUGUCCGAAAUUACUGGGUAGCUAUUGGCUUUGGAUAUGGCAUUAUCCAUGCUGGUGGUAUAGGAAAGUAUCUCAGUGAUUGGAUCUUCAAUGGGGAGCCUCCUUUUGAUCUAAUAGAAUUGGAUCCGAAUCGUUACGGAAAAUGGACCACCACAGAAUAUACAGCAAUCAAAGCAAGAGAAUCUUAUGGAUUUAACAACAUUAUUGGUUAUCCUAAAGAAGAAAGGUUUGCUGGGAGGCCUACAGAGCGAGCCAGUGGGCUUUAUGAAGUGCUUAAAUCCAAAUGUUCAAUGGGCUUCCAUGCAGGAUGGGAGCAGCCACAUUGGUUCUACAAACCAGGAGAUGAGAUUGGAUACAAACCCAGUUUUCAACGCACAAACUGGUUUGAGCCCAUGGGCCGUGAGUACCAUCAGGUUGUGGAAAAAGUGGGUGUGAUUGACCUGUCACCGUUUGGCAAGUUUAAAAUCAGAGGCAAAGAUUCUGUUAAAUUGCUGGAUCAUCUGUUUGCAAAUGUCAUUCCAAAGGUGGGAACUACAAAUAUAAAUCACAUGCUAACACCAACAGGCAAAGUUUAUGCUGAGUUAACAGUCUCUCAGCUAUAUCCAGGGGAGUUCAUGCUUAUCACUGGCUCCGGGUCAGAACUCCAUGAUCUGAGGUGGAUAGAAGAGGAGUCAAAGGCAGGUGGAUACAAUGUUGAAAUUAAAAAUAUUACAGAUGAGAUGGGAGUACUUGGUGUAGCAGGACCAUAUGCACGAAAGGUCCUCCAGAAACUGACUACUGAGGACCUUAGUGCUGCUGCAUUUAAGUUUCUUCAGGCCAGGCAUUUUAAGUUUUCUGACAUUGCUGUUACUGCUAUUAGGAUAUCCUAUACAGGUGAACUGGGUUGGGAGCUCUACCAUAAAAAAGAAGAUUCUGCAGCUCUUUACAAUGCUAUAAUGGAAGCAGGACAGGAAGAAGGAAUUGACAAUUUUGGAACUUACGCCAUGAAUGUCUUACGGCUGGAAAAGGCUUUCCGGGCUUGGGGGGCAGAGAUGAACUGUGACACUAAUCCUUUGGAAGCAGGACUGGAAUAUUUUAUAAAGCUAAACAAGCCAGCAGACUUCAUAGGAAAGCAAGCACUGAAGCAGAUUAAAGAAAAAGGGCUUAAACGGCGACUGGUGUAUCUCACCUUGAAAACGGAUAAUGUUGAUCCAGAGGGAAAUGAAAGUGUGUGGUUUAAUGGCAAGGUUGUUGGUAAUACCACAUCUGGCAGUUACAGCUAUAGCACCCAGCAGAGCUUGGCUUUUGCAUAUAUUCCCACAGAACUAAGCAAAGCUGGACAGAAACUGGAAGUCGAACUACUCGGAAAAAAGUAUUUGGCAGCUGUUAUCCAGGAACCACUGGUGCUGACUGAACCAACAAGAGAGCGCCUGCAGAGAAAGGGUGGGAGUGCCAAGGUGUAAAUGCAGAGGGCAUUUAUAGUAAAUUAUCCAGUACUGAAUGGUUUGAUUUGCAACUGUGAUUCAUUAAUCACCACAGGCAAGAUUCUCAUUUGCCCUGUACAUCUAUGCAGCAGAUUAAAGUUUCAGGCACCUCACUGCCUCUUUGAAUAGACUAUUCACAUCACUGUUCAGAGCAUAGGAGGAGGACAGCAGGAUCCUCUGCGCUGCCAUCCCUUUUUUCUCUGAGCCCUAGUGGGCAGGAAAUGAUUGAAGAAUUAGCAAGCCCAUUAUUCAGUUUCUCCAUGCACUGGGCAGCAGAGCUGAACUAGUAUGGAGAUGGAAGUAGUUUGCUAUUGGUAUUAGAUGAUAGCUACUUUGCCUCUUUCAGAAUCAUAUUUUUCUCUGGUCUGCACCUGGGGCAGUACAGCUACAUGUUGCUCUGUAUAUCUAGCCCUGACAAAAGUCAUAGUCUAAUCCCUGGAGGAGGAGCUAGUUAGGUCCACAUAAAAAUGUCCUGGAAAAAAAUUGAAGUCUGCUCCAGAACAAUAUUUUUUUAAAAUGUUUUAAAAGACAGACUGAGUUGAUAAUACUUCUUCAGCUGUGUUACUCUGGCAUGGAUUUUGAUGGAGGAUAGCAAUUUAAUCCACCCUAAUGAAGUAACUCUAGAACGGUCACUAUACUAUGGAGGAUUUUGUUGUAGAUUAUCUGGUAGACUAUAUGCGGUGUUAUUCAACAUGAACAGUAUUGCUACCCAGUUUUUACAAUCUGCUAAAAUGUACUAAAUCAAGCAGCCUUUUCCCCAAGGUUUUUCCUUUCUCUAUUACUCAACAAAUAACCAGUAAUAACAACAAUGUGAUGUUAUACAAGUAAGUAUUAUGGUUGAAAAUAUAUAUAGAAAACUAUAGCAUUUAUUCCAGUGUUAGUCUUUUGAUCAUCCAAAUAAGCAAGAUUUUUGAUAUUAUAAAACAGAAACAAGGGAAACAUUGAAUUAUUAUAACAAAAUUGUCAAUUCCACAGUAUACUCAGCACUUCUCUUUGGAUCACAAUAUUGUCAUAAUUCCCAAAAUUGUCAUAACCUAAAAAUGACUUAAAAAAUUCUGGAAUACUUGUUUAGAUAGCAUGCAACAUUAUGUUGUUGAUAGCCCUUUUCAAAGGUCAUGUAAAAAAAAUUGCCCCAAGUGUACUGUGUUACAAAGGAACUGGUACUUCGAAAUCCUCAGUAAAGAAGUGGAGGUAUAAAUAGAACAUGCCAGUAGAAACACAGUUUGAAUAAUGAGCACUUAUCAUUGCCACCAACCUAAUGCAAGUUGACAUUACAUUGUGCAGUUCUGCAUAUCCUUUUACAAA
Messenger RNA from Gavialis gangeticus (Gharial), 3861 nucleotides. It is a transcript of the gene DMGDH, whose product is annotated as dimethylglycine dehydrogenase. Gene Ontology annotation, molecular function: protein binding; oxidoreductase activity. Gene Ontology annotation, cellular component: mitochondrion. NCBI's taxonomy places the organism in Eukaryota, Metazoa, Chordata, Crocodylia, Gavialidae. Bases 16 to 2535 code for a protein of 839 amino acids. The record is from RefSeq and is a predicted model, not a curated record. The transcript has 15 exons.